ACUGGGAAAAUAUAAAUCACUUUUAUCUACAUCUUUCAAGUUGCUGGCUAAUUAACUGUAAGGUGAGAUAUAAAAUGAUGCAAUGUUGACCCGGUAUGAACUGAUAGGUCCAACACUUGGAAUAAUCUAUUCAUGUGUAACAAGUUUAUUCAGGAGACCACUAAAUGAUUCAAGGAAUUAUUACUGAUAAUUUAUCAAGAAUAAAAUAACAAUAUCUAUUUCAAAAUCAUAUCGAAGUAACACUUUCUGUGUCAAAGGCUAAUAACAAUUGAUAUGAGACAUGUAUAAAUGUUAUAAUGGAGUACUUAUAAGAAUACUACACUUUAAUUUAAAACUGCCUUUAAUGAGUGUUUUUAAAGCAGUUACAAUAACAAAAUCAAUUAAAAAAAACUGACCAGCAGGAUUAUUGUUCUCUAGAACUGAAUUGGAUAACAAAAGCGAGGAAUGUCAGUUUUGAUUUUGAGAAACAUAACAUUUGAAGAAGAUUUAUGGAAAGAUAAACACAAAGUACCUUUGUAAAUAUUUACAAAAAGGAAAAAAUUAUUCCAAAUUUCAAAAUAUUGUUUUGUUAAUAAAAGAAAUUCAACUUCCAAGCUCUUCACUGGCAUGUGUAUCACUGAAAAGAAUAAAAUGGAAACAAAGUGAUCCCCCUGAAGCAUUAAUCACAACAAAAUUACGCGAAAAUUGCAGACUCAGUUUGAUUGAGUCUGUUCAUGAGGGAUAAUGAAUAAGUGCAACAUCCCUCACGCCCCCUUGCACCGUCUUGAGCGGUACUCAAUUAUCCACACUUAAUACUGCUGGCAUCAAUGAUCACGAAGGGCCAGAAAAGUAUACCAACACUGACGUACAUUUUAAAACCAUCUUGCUCUUUUAUAGUUUUACUUUUCACCUCGAUUCUAAUUGCAAAGUUGUCUUAAUAUCAGGUUCUUUUUUUUUAGAACACAUCCGUCAAACAGUGGCUUAGUAAGGUUUUAUGAAUGUCCAUCCACAUUAAUACACCGAUGGUCACUCAUUUGCCUCUGUUGAACACGGUCAGGAUGUUUGUCCCAAAUAUUUCUCGGACGAGUCCUUAUAUGGACCAUUUCAUUUCGUGAGAAAAAGUAGUUUACAGUGCGCUAUAAAUCUUAACUCUCUAGAAUUUACAUUUUCACCGCAAAUUUUAUGAAGAUUGGCCAGGAAAAUUGUUUUGAUUGGUUUUCUAGGUCUUAUUCCAUUAUUGGUCAUCUGAUUUAUGAAUGAAUAUUAUUUGUUAGAUUAAUUAAGUAACAAGAUUCUUGCAAGACAGACACAUUUUGAUACAGUUGUGAAACUUGAUUCUUGCAAUAUUCUGUAUGAAAUAUAUAUUAUUUCUCCUACAGGAAAAAUGUGAGAAGAAAACGAAUUAAGGAGCUAGUUAAAAAUAUAGCAGGGCAAAAAAAGAAGAAGAAACAGCUUAUGAUGGAAAAUCCAAAAAAGAAACAGCGAGGUACUGGUAGACAUGCCAUAUAUAAGUUGCACCUUGGAUGGCUUCAUGAAACUCGUGGGAAGUUAAGACAAGUUACCGCACGGAGAGGAGGCGGUACAAGAAUAUACGAAUUUAAAAAAGAAGAAGAGCAAACUGUUCAGACAGUUAUAAAUUAUGCAACUAGCAUUUUCUUUCCAGAUGGAAAAAAUGAUAUGGGAAAGUUAACAGAUAUGGUAGUGAACCUGUCUACAUGUAACGGAGAAGUAAUCUCAAAAUUUGUCAUGCCAAAUGGGGAAGAAUGUAAUUUGCAAACAUACUUGAAGUCUAUCGGCGUGUUUUCCUCUCAGUACUUUUUAUAUUUGAGAACAUCUAAAAAACAGGAGAUUGACGGUAGAGAGCCAGUUAGACAGCAUGUAGAUGAUAAAAGCAUUCCGGUUCCUCUAACAUCAUUGAUAGUAAAUGACCAAACACCUGGUGAAAUAUGUGUAAAGUACACUAAACUUUGCAACUCAUCAUACACAGCAGAAUGUUCACAAAAAAUCUGCCAAACCAUUGAUGACUGCUUUCUUGACACAAUUGUAAGUGAUCCUGACAGAGAAAGAGAUGGGUAUAAUCCACUGGAAAAUAGUUUCAAAGUGACAGGCAUAACAGUCAACAAGAUCUCUAUUUUGAGCCAAGCAGAUCCGAGUUCUAACCACUUUGAAUAUCCAACAGCUACAUCAAACGCAAAAGGAAUAAUUCAUACACCUGACCAGAUUGUGGGUUUUGAGAAGCAAGAAAACAAGGAAAUCAUACUUGGAGUACUUUAUAAAGAACAUAAUUCUGGUGCAUAUUUUCAGUGGUAUAAAAACAACGAACUCUUUGCAAGUGGACCUGACCUUUGCUUAAUCCCCGUAACUGAUCCUGGUGAAUACUUGGUGAAGGUAUCAGAUGAAGAUACACUUUAUGAAUGUGCAGCUGUAAGGGUGGACUCUCAAGCUUUGCUGGCAGAAAAAAUAAAACUUUCAACAAACACUUGUCAUGCAACUCAGGAGAUUUUAACUGACCGAGUAAGACUUCAGUCCCUGGAUGACAGUACAGUUGAUACUGCUUAUGUAACUGAACCAUCAAUGGAGGACAGUACAGUUGAUACUGUUACUGUUACUGAACCAUCAAUAGAGGAGAGUACAGUUGCUACUGUUACUGAACCAUCAAUGGAGGACAAAACAGUUGACACUGUUACUGAACCAUCAAUGGAGGACAGUACAGUUGACAGUGUUACUGAACCAUCAAUGGAGGACAGUACAGUUGACAGUGUUACUGAACCAUCAAUGGAGGACAAAACAGUUGAUAUUGUUACUGUUACUGAACGAUCAACUCCUAGUUAUGAUUCCAUUACAGACAAUGAAGUAAUAAAAAGUCAUGUCAUGAAUGAGAAUGUGAGUGAACAGACAAACUGUGACUAUUUCAAAGAACGUUCAAGUACAGCCAAGUAUAAUCCUAUACACGCGCUUAAUUUCUCAACAGAUGUAAAUGUGCCAGAAAUUCCUUAUGAUAGUUUUUUUAUGGGACCUAAAAUUGGGGAAGGCUCUUUUGGAACAGUACAUUUGGCACAUUAUCUUUUUACUCCAGUUGCAAUAAAAACUGUAAAAAUAAGGCGAAUUAAACUAGUCCAGAAAGCUCUUGAACGAGAAGUAAAAGUUCUCAGCAGAGUAAGGCAUCCACACAUUAUACUGUGUAUGGGGUAUUCGGUAUAUAAUAAUGCAUUACACAUUGUGUCUGAGUACAUAAAAGGAUCAAAUUUAGAUGACCUACUGUUUGGUGAUCGAUGCCAAAUAAUCCCCCUUCUAAAAAAGUGCCACAUUGCUGAAAAGAUAUCACAGGCUGUUGCUUACUUGCACAACAGUUCUCCUAUUAUAUUACAUCGAGACUUAAAGCCAGAGAACAUCAUUGUAUCAGAAUCUUUAGAAGUAGUGAAAUUAUGUGACUUGGGGAUUUCAAAAUUGUUAACAAUAAAUAGUUCUGCUACCACCUAUGCACCAGGUAUGCAACCAGGUACCCUUAUCUUUCAAGCACCAGAAAUUUUGCUUGGUAAUAGACCUGCAUCAACAAAAUCUGAUGUUUGGGGAAUGGCAGGCACUCUUGCAGAAUUAUUCAGUGAAUGUCCAAUGUGGGGAUUACAAGAGGAAGAUGAAGAAGAAAAUGAAAGAUCAGUUGUUGAAACAAUUAAAGAAUUUAUGAGUCAAAAAGAAGUCCCACAUGCCAUUACAAAACUUGUACAAAUGGACUGUAUUUGUAGCAGAAUAGUAGACAUUGUAACCAAGGGGCUGAACUAUGAUCCCGAUAGCAGACCAGUAGCGACUGAAUUCCCAACAGAGUUUAGUAAAUAAACUAAGAUAUGAACGGGUGUAGCAAAUAAGUAAAAGUGAUAUAAUGGAACUGAAAUAUUAUUGUUUGAUAUAUAUUGAGAGUGACGUCAAAAGUGGUUAAUAUUACAUUAAAUAAAACUUUUUAUACCCCCGAAACGAAGUUAGGGGGGUAUAUAGGAGUCAACCGGUGGUCGGUCAGUCGGUUGGUUGGUUGGUUGGUUGGUCGGUCGGUCGGUCAAGCGGUCCGUUGCAUUUUCCUUGUCCGGAGCAUAACCUUAAGACUCAUGGUUGGAAUUCCUUAUAACCUCAUACAAUGGUCAAGCGAAUUGAGAGGAAGUACAGUACUCAAGAACCAUAACUCCAUCUUGACUAAUUACAGAGUUAUUGCCCUUUGUUUCUUUUCCUUGUCUGGAGCAUAACUUGAAAACUACUGGUUGUAAUUCAAUACAAUUUCAUACAAUCGUCAAGCACAAUAAGAGGAAGUGCAGUACACAAGAAUCAUAACUCCAUUUUGACAAAUUACAGAGCUUUUGCCCUUUGAUAUCUUUCCUUGUCCGAAGCAUAACUUUAAAAGCACGGGUUCGAAUUCAAAAAAACUUCAUACAAUGCCCUUUGUUAAUUUUUGUCCAGUGCAUAACUUGAAAACUAUGGUUUGGAAUUCAAUACAACUCUAUACAAUGGUCAAGCACAAUGAAAGGAAGUGCAGUAUACAAUAACCAUAACUCCAUCUUCAGUAUUUGUAGAGUUAUUGCCCUUUAUUCCUUUUCCUUGUCCGAUGCAUAACUUAAAAUUAAUGUUUAGAAUUUAAUGCAACUUCAUACAAUGGUCAAGCGCAAUGAGAUGAAGUGCAGUGCUGAAGAAGCGUAACUCUUUCUGAACUUAUUACAGGGUAAUUCAAUAACACUUCAUCAAUGUUAAACCACAUUGACUGGAACUGAAACAUACAAGAACCACAACUAUCUUUAAUUGCCCACAACCAUAACUCAAUUUCAAUUCUUUUAAAAGGUAUUCUAUUACUAAUAACUCCAUCAUUUCCGAAGCAGUCUUGCGGGGGUAUUAAUCACAUUUAGUGAUAGUUCUUGUUUUGUAUUAGGCUGUUUUCAAAACUAUAAUUAUUUCUGUUUCUUUGAUAUAAGUAUUUUCAAUUUGUUUAAAUCUAAGUAAAACUUAUGACUGAUUUCAAAAUAUUUAAGUUUGUAUGCCGAAAAGAAAGUUGGUUUUAAGUUAACACUUGUUUAUUUUUUUACUUAAAGACUUAAAUAAUUGUCAAUAUAUUUCGUUAAAACCAUUUAAUUUUGUUUAUCAGAUUAUAUUUCAUAUAAGCGAGCUCUUUUCCUUAAAACAAUAUUUUUUGAAAGUGUCAGUCUUUAAACCUAAGCAAGGAAAUAAAACAAAUGGACAUAGUUUAAGAUAAAAUGAUUCGUGUUAGUAACAAAUAUUCAUGUUUUGAUAUCCACCAGUGAAGUUUCAAGGGUUGUUUGAAUAAGUUCUAUGGAAAAACCUAUAAAAGGGAAACAGAAUAGAUAUCAGUUUAUGUUAUUUUAAUGUACAUAACUACUUCUUAUGUUGUGUAUGAAUUUUAAAUCAUAUAAUAGACAAUUAUAUACAUUUAUAUAAUAUAACAAUAUAACAAUAUUAUAAGACAUAUAUCCUGUAAAAUCUGCAUGUUUGGAAGUUACAUUGUGGGCAUCUCAGAACAACAUUUUGGGAACAAGCAUGUAACUAGUUUAGCCCCCUUGUAUCAGAUAGCUAUCAGAUCAAAUAGCCUCGUGUUUCAUUCUUCUUUGUAUUACUUUAAUGUCCUUGAAUUGACCUCAAAUAAGUAAAAGAUUCUGGUUCAAAGGCACAUAAGUGUGAUCGCAGAAUUUACCAAUCCACUACGCAAAAGCAAUUCAAAGUUAACAUCUGAUACUAUCUGAUAGCAUUUGGUUUUGUUUCUUUUUCAAAAUUGAAUUUAUUGCAUGACUUAAUUAUUGUAAGAUAUAAUAAAUUGCUCUACUUUA
Messenger RNA from Ruditapes philippinarum (Manila clam), 5795 nucleotides. RefSeq lists its product as uncharacterized. Gene Ontology annotation, biological process: protein phosphorylation. Gene Ontology annotation, molecular function: protein kinase activity; ATP binding. The record is from RefSeq and is a predicted model, not a curated record. The coding region runs from base 1435 to 3813 and encodes 792 amino acids. NCBI's taxonomy places the organism in Eukaryota, Metazoa, Mollusca, Bivalvia, Venerida, Veneridae. The transcript has 2 exons.